Molecule: messenger RNA, 2954 nt
Organism: Durusdinium trenchii
Lineage: Eukaryota; Dinophyceae; Suessiales; Symbiodiniaceae
Source: the annotation of a GenBank genome assembly
GACCCUGAGCCCGAUCUAUAUCAUCAAAGUGGAGUAGUAAUUCCGGUAGGCAAUGGCUUCUGGACGGCCAACAUCUGCACGGGGCCGCCUCACGCGGGAGUCCAAAGAGGCCCCUUUGGUGCACGGCUGCAGUCAGCCUCCUCCAGAUGCAAGCAUCGGUGCGGGUCCGGGACACUUCCGGCACUUCGUGUCCUCUGUCUCAGCAAAACACCAGUUGAAGGACCCACUCAGACAAGGAGGUGAGGAUCUGCAUGAGAGCGAGUUCUACUCCAUGGCUCCAAAGACUCCAGGUCGGGAAGGUCCUGGGAUGCGAACCUUGGAUAUCUCAAAGGUCAACAAAGAACGCUGCAACUGGCAGCGAAUCGAUACGUUCCAGACACCUUAUGGCAAUGGCCAGGCUGUCUACGAGGGAGCCACCUCAUCUCAAAGGACAAGAACUGCAUCCCGAGAGCGGAUGGGAGCACAGACACAGGCCUUAGCUGGCCUCGGUUUGGAGAUUGAGCAGCUUCGCACGGACCUGAAGCUGGCAAUGGCGGAUAGCAGAGAGGAGCUGAGUCAGACGAUCGCUAUGGCUGUCAACCAGAUCAUCUCUGAGUUGCGCCAAGAUGUGAGAGCUGAAACGGCUGCAGUUCGCCAGCAGCUUCACAUGUACGAGGAGGCCAGAGUUCGAUCCCAAAGCCUGCCUGUGCCAAGCGAGCCAGUGGCUGUCUCUGUAGCCCCGAGUCACAAGGAGCAGCGGCUGUUGGGUUCUGAGGCUCACGAGGAAGCAGAGCCGAAGUCAGCAAAGGAUCAGCAGGAGUGGCGCGCUCUCCGGGAAUCGGUGGAAGCAUCCAACCAGCUCCUGGCGGAUCUCACUCGCCGUCCUCAAAGCAGCGAGGAGCUACACAUGCUGAAUGCUCGUGUGCAAGCUUUGUUGGAGCUCACACGGGAGCAGGUCUCUUCUCGGCUGGAGCAAAUAGAUCAGAGCCAAGCGAUGCAAAUGGACCAGGUGCACGCGCGUCUGGACCAGCUGCACCUCACGCAAGCUGCCUUGCUUGAGAAGAUGGAUCUCUCCACUGUGCGUCAGAUCAGUGACUUGCAGGCCAGCUCCAGGGUUCUUGAAGAGGCCGUGCGCGCUGUGGCAGAGGCCCAGCGGGAUGCCAGCGCCCGCCCGGCAGAGGUCCCUAUACAGCAAGCCGCUGUCUUCGCUGAAGUGCUACAGCAGAUCGAGGACAUGCAGAAGUUCAACCAGGAGAGUUUCAAUCAUUUGAAUGAGUCGAUCAAUGCCAAAAGAGACCCUCAGCAGCUGUUUGCUGAGCUGCGCAGCAGUUUGGAGGAUCUCAAGGUUCGCCUCAGUGAUCAGGGGCUGGACCAGAAUUCCCUCUUGAAGGAGAUCAAGAUACAACUCGCCCAACUCCACGGGACACCACCUGUGGAUUUGUCACCAGUGCUUUCAGCCCUGCAUGCCCUACAAGCGCGAGAGCAGAAGGUUGACUUGUCUCCUAUUCUGAGUGCUCUGGCAGGUCUUCAUGAAGACCAAAUGUCCUUGCGAGAGUCGGUGCGACAGAACCAGACGGACCUGUCACCUGUACUGGCCAGUCUGGAGCAAGUGAGGAAAGGCCUUGCAUCGAUGUCGCAAGAGGUGGAAAUCAGCCGAGAGGUGGUGGUGAAGAGGGCCGACGUGAGUGCCCUCUCACAGACCAUGCAAAAUGCUUGGGAGCUGAUGACACAAACCAAGGCGGCACUCUACAAGGUGGACUUUGGCUCCCUGCUAGCAGACGUACAGCGCGUCUUGGAAGAAGUGCGAGAGACGCGGGCGGAGCUGCCGAAGAUGGCACGCAGUUUGGAGGUGGACUUCUCUCCAAUCUUACGGGCUUUGCAGGACCGGAAGCGCAUUGAUGAGGAGUUUGGAGAAAAGUUGGUGGAGGAGAUGCACCGUUUGCGACGGGACUGUGAUCUGACCCAACUCACCCAAAGCUUCGAGCAGGUGGAGCCCGGGCUGCGAGCACUUCGCCAGUCUGUGCGAGAGAACAAGAUCAGUCCAGAGGAUUUUGCGCCCCUGAUGGAGGAGGUUCAACGGCUGCAAAGCGGCUUUUCUGGUGAAUUUCGACAAUGGAGGCUGCAACUCUGCCAGCUACAAGAGGAGUUGGCCGCUGUGAAGUCUGUGGCUUCCCGCGAGCCACGACUCGACUUCUCCCCGGUCUUCGAGGCGCUCAAGGAGAUUCGUCAAGAACCUCUCUUUGAGCGCUUUGCUCAGGUUUUACACGAGUUGAAAGACUUGAAGAGCUCCAUGCGUGAGUCUCCGCAACUGCAGGAGCAUGGCGAAUUGGGGCAGGUGGUGCAGGAUCUUCAACUGGUGACCUCAAACUUGGUGGAGACCGUCCGGCAAGAGGUCAUGAAGGUCGAUUUGUCGCCGCUGAUGAGCGAGAUCCAAGCGAUUCGGGGCAAGGUAGAAGUGUCCAGUGCCUUAAAGCGUCAGAAUGAGCACAUGACCAAAAGCGACUUUGCGACGGCGUUGGAGGAAUUGCGCGGCCACUUCUCCCUUCUGCUAUCUUCUUUUCGGGAGGUCUGUGACCACUCAUCUGGCGUCUCUGCCACGGCUGUCAACACCCUGCUGCAAAACCUGUUGGAGCAGAGGCAAAGAGAGAAUGAAUCAGCUGCGGAGGACCUGGAUUUCCUCCGACAAAAGCUGCGAGAUACACAGAGCGUGAUUGGCCAGGCUGGCAGCCGUGUAGGCCCGGCGGAGCUCCGGGGGCGAGUGCCCACAAGCCCAAGGCCACCAGAGCGUCCGACGCGUGAAAUACAAUCGCCAAGCCGGGCUGAGGCGGCGGCCUCUAUGGCAGAGCCCGUCACACGGAUAGAACCCGUCACGGAGCCCGUGGCGCAUCUCUCAUCACUUCGCCGGCCCUGAAAGCCUUGGGCCGGCCGUUUCGAGGAUCCAGUGGUCGAUGGUGAGGGCUUCUCUGGGAAAGACA